AUGGAGACAAAUAUAGUUAAGGCAAAGGGGUGUCACUUUGUGAUGGUGCAUGGAGCAACCUUUGGGGACUGGUGUUGGUAUCAAGUUACAGAUCUUCUUCUCAAAGCGGGCCACACUGUAUCUUCCAUUGACAUGGCAAGCGCAGGUAUUGAUCCUACAAAUGCCGACACCAUUUCAUCCUUACAAGAGUACAAUCAGCCACUCACAGACUUCUUUACAGCUCUUCCUUCUGAAGGAAAGGUUAUAUUGGUUGGCCACAGCGCUGGUGGAUUCAAUUUGAGUUUUACCAUGGAGCGUUUUCCACAUAAAAUUGCUGCAGCUGUAUUUGUUACUGCUGCCAUGCCCCUCAGUGGAACGACUCUCCCUGAGUUGAUGAAUGAGGAUCUGACGUUGUGGGAGUCGCUGGAAAAGAAAUGUCCAAUAUGGCAAGAACCUCUUUUGUAUACAGCUAAAAACUAUGGAAGUGUUAGGAGAAUAUUUGUUGUGUCGAAGGUGGAUAAGGUUAUUGUGGAGGCGUUCCAGAGAAAGAUGAUUGCAGAGAAUCCUCCAAAAAUGGUAUACGAAAUUGAAGGAUCUGAUCACACCGUAUUCUUCUCUAAGCCUCUUCAACUGGCUGAGGUGCUCAUGAAAAUUGCUAAUACGAGUGUGUGAAAGUGAAGCAAUCUGCUGCAGAUGGAUUUUAGUAUAGUUUGUAAUAUCUAGAAAUCUUCGAAUAUACUUGUCAGAUACAACUUUGUAAUGGUUCUCUUCAACUCCCUAGGCU
This is a messenger RNA of Cryptomeria japonica (Japanese cedar), 763 nucleotides long. RefSeq names its product esterase PIR7B-like. The record is from RefSeq and is a predicted model, not a curated record. Lineage: Eukaryota; Viridiplantae; Streptophyta; Pinopsida; Cupressales; Cupressaceae. Gene Ontology annotation, molecular function: methyl salicylate esterase activity; methyl indole-3-acetate esterase activity; methyl jasmonate esterase activity. The transcript has 3 exons. Gene Ontology annotation, biological process: salicylic acid metabolic process; jasmonic acid metabolic process. The coding region runs from base 1 to 651 and encodes 216 amino acids.